Messenger RNA from Ambispora gerdemannii, 1554 nucleotides. Lineage: Eukaryota; Fungi; Glomeromycota; Glomeromycetes; Archaeosporales; Ambisporaceae. The record is from the annotation of a GenBank genome assembly.
AUGACUUAUUCAAAUAGAAUCGUGUUAUUGAUAUUCAUUAUCUUAAUUGUUUCGAUAUUUUUCGAAGCUUUUGAAUCCAAACUUCACAAGUCCAUAAGAAGAACCGAAUUAAUCUCGAAUUUUAAACGUCUUUUCGCUCCAACUUCAGAAAAAUCAUUCACUACUUGGUACGGAACAGAAAUUACACCCAAAUAUAUCUUUAGACCUAAAUCUCUUGAUGACCUUAAAGAUAUCGUAAAAAACGCUAAAACGAAUGGAAAAAAGAUUCGCUGUGUUGGUCAAGGUCAUACGUGGGCAUCGUUGUCGAUCACCAAAGAUUAUUUGGUGAUUGUAAAUAAUCUAAAUCAAAUUGUUGAAAUAAAAAAGACAGAUAAAUAUGGAUGGACUGUUACUGUACUAGCUGGCACACAAACCAAGACAAUCGAACAGGCAUUAUUGAACAAUAAGCCACCCUUAGCUUUUGAAUCGAUGGUCGUUCCUGACUACUUUAGUGCUUCUGGUCUUAUUGCCGUUGGUGCUCAUGGUUUCAAGACUGGAGGUCCAGGUGUUUCUGACUUGGUUGUAAAGCUACAGAUAGUUACUGGUGAUGGUGAAUUGCAAGAAUUUUCUAACGAAAAAGAUCCAAUAGAAUUUAACACUGCACGAUUAAAUUUAGGAUUACUAGGUAUCAUUUAUUCCGUUACUUUUCGCGUCGAGCCACUUUUUAACCUACGUAGUGAUAAUAUUGUGGUCCCAAUUAAAGACUGGCUUAAACCUGCAAAUCUCAAAAAACUUGUUUAUGAUUCGGAUAGUAUAGAGUUUAUUUAUUGGCCAUUCAACAAAGGUCAUAUUGAUUUAUCGUCCGACGACUUGUGGAUAAAGCAAUUUAUUCGAACACAAGAUCCGCCAACAACGACAAAAACAGCUCUUGAUUCAAUUGUUGAUGGUGCUUUACUUCAAGCCGCUAAUACCUCGGCGGAAUUUCUGUUAAAACAUACUGAGCUCACUCCAGCUGUAAAGGGAGCACAAUGGCUUCUAUAUAAAAAGUCAUUUAAAAGCGAAGUGUUGAUAGCGCCAGAAGCUAUUCAUUUUCUGAAUGGAUUAGACGGUAUUCAAGCCGAUGAUGUAUCAUUUGCCUUCAAAAUUGACCCGGAUUUCACGAAUGUUGCUACGGAACUUUUGUUUCUCAUACAGAAGGUUGCUGAAUAUGCAAAAAAAGGCAAAUUCCCUGUAAACAUUAGUACGUCUGCUAGAAUCAUAAGAGCUUCUGCGGCUUUACUGUCACCAAAUUUCGAUAGUGAUCCAAAUGCAUAUUAUUGUUUCAUCGAAGCCAGCACUAUUAAGAAUACUCCGAGCUGGGUUGAAUUUUUCAAUGAAGUAAGCGCACGAUGGAUUAGUAACUACCAAGCUAGACCUCAUUGGGCUAAAGAGUGGGAAUCUUUGGCUGGUAUUAAACCAUUCCUUCGAACAGGUUUAGGAAACCGUCUUGAGACAUUUGAAAAAGUUCGCGCUAAAUACGAUUCUAAUAAAACUUUCUUCGAUAAUGAUUCGUUGAAGCAGAUAUUUUAUGGGUAG